AAUUAUGUGAUUGGUCUACUUUCUGUUUCAAAACGUUUUGUUUGGCAGGAAGGAAAAUAUCUCGGCACACUCUACACCAAACCGAAUCUGUCUAAAGAAAUAACGAACGUGAAACAAAAAAUGGGUUGCUACAUAUUACUUGUAGAUUGAGGGGGAUCGGGCGCUGGUGGAGAGGGGCUUAGUCAGUCAAGAUUGUCAGGGCAAUGAACCUCCAUCUGUGGGUGUAACAAGCACACUUGUAAUGUGAAUCUGCUUUGCUGAACUGAUGAACAAGAGAGUUUGAGCUUACAAUGCAUGUAUUGUAUAUAAGGAAUAUCCAUGUAUCAAUAUUAUGGAACAAGAAAUGCUUUUAUGAAAACAUAUCAAGCAGGGGAGUGAAGCAAAACAAGAACAUAACUUUGCUUACACGGUAAGCUCCCUUUUAUCGUGAACAGGUAGCUUCUAGUUUCGUUUUCCAAAAUAUGUCCAUUCAUGUGACGGGUCUACUUUCUAUUUCAAAACGUUUUGUUAGGCAGUAAGGAAAACAUUUGGCGUAAUUAGUCCUACAUUAAACCAAGUCUGUCGAAAGAAAUAACAGGCUUUGAAAACAGGAACGAGUUGCUUCAUAUAAUUUUCUCUCCAAUGAGAUGGAUGCGGUUCCAGGCCGAAAUGCUACGAACACAAAUGAAUCAGCCUCUGACACUACUUAUUGCCAGCCUUGUUUUGAAGAUGGCAAGAAAUUUCCUCCAGAGGCAUUUUGUCCCGUCUGCAAUGAGUUCCUUUGUUCCACCUGUGCUCGAGUGCACAAAAACAUGAAGCUGACUAAGAACCACGUCCUGCAGGACAAGAGCAGUAUGCCAUCCUCAUUUCGUGCAGAGAUUGAGGAAGAGAUUUUCACAGAAACAUGUCAGCUGCAUGUUAGAGAGUUUAUAAAAUACUACUGUCCCCAUCAUGACGACCUCCUUUGUGGAGACUGUGUAAUUGGUAAUGAAGAACAUGGCUCUUGUAAAGUAGAGAAGAUUUCUCAAGUGGCAAAACAAUACGAGGAGGGGUCAGAAUACCAUAGUCUGGAGACAGGCCUUGGCGAACUGGUAAAUGACGUUGAAAACUGUUCAGCAUACAUACAGGCGAGUAUGAAAGCAGUGGAAGAGGAAAGCCUCACCAAUAUAAAUGGGCUUCGUAAAUUCAAGAUUGAAAUAAAUCAGUAUCUGGAUAAGAGGGAACAAGAGUUACUGGAAGAAAUUGAGCAGAAACAACGGCAAUCCAAAACUCUGUUAAAUGCGCUAAUAUCAAAAUGCCAAGACAUGAAAUCAGCCGCCGAGAAUUUAAAGUCGAAGCUUCAAACACAGAGCGCAAACAGAAACCAGCUGUUAAUAGAAGGAAAGCGAGCUUUUAAAGAGCUGGCGGGUCUCCAGACAGCCCUUGAAGAUGUCGACAGAAAGAGAAAAGUUCCCCAGUACACGUUCUUCAGGGAUCCCGCCACUGAGCAGCUGAAAGCGUGUCAAACAGCAAUAGGAAGUUUGGAGGAGAAAGAAUCAUCUUUAGCAUUAGAGCAGCAAGAACUGGUGAAAAAGCAGGAACAAGAACAAAAUGAAAAAGCUGCAUCACAACAAGAUAACACUAAAGGAGAGGCCACAUUCAGCUUCACAGUGGAAAACAUUAGCAAGCUCAACACAUCUGUUUGUAGUCCUAAAUUUAUGGUCAGAAACCUACCCUGGAGAAUUAAAGCGAUGCGGACGUCCAGAGUAGCAAAGAAACAUAACAUAAAGAGCUUAGGAUUUUACCUACAAUGCAAUGCCGAGUCGGAUUCAACAUCCUGGUUCUGUUAUGCCACAGCAAAACUGAAGUUACUGAACCAAAAGCCCUAUGGAGACGACUUUGUCAGAGAAAUUCAGCAUUUGUUCAAUAGUGACGAAGAUGACUGGGGCUACGAGGAAUUUAUACCAUGGAAUAAUUUACUUGACCCAGAACAAUGCUAUUGUAGUGAUGACAAGGUCACGUUGCAGGUUCACGUGAUUGCUGACGAGCCAGAUGGGGUCAGAGGCCAGACAUUCCAGUGAAGACACUGACGGCUGCCUGACCGACCAGUCAGUAUGGUCCGGGAAAGGAUUAUACUGGCUGAUUAUCAUAACGUAUCAAUGAAGGUGAAAGACACAAAACCAACAAGAGGGUGUCAGCUGAGACAGAUUUUAAAGAACAUGGUGAAAUAUCAUAAUUGUAGUACAUGAAUUCGUCGUUACUGCGCAAUUAUGCUCCUGAAACAAAUGUUUAACGUAUGCUCAAUAUGUCCAUUAAUUUUAAGCUGAUUCUUAUAUCACAAGAGCUAAGUUUAAAUACUUAUAAAUGUGCGCCAUCAUAAAAUAUAUUUUCUAUUGCAUUUAACCGAUUGUUGAGAAAUAUUAUCAUGUCAUGUGAUUACUCAAAAUUUUUACAAAAUGCAUAUGCAUGUUAAUGUUACGUAAUGCGAAUGUUUGACUUUUGAACUUGAAUUCUUUAACGCGUGUUGUUCUCGCCGCUAACAGGUUUUAGUACGUGCUCGAAAUGUAAAACAUUUCAAGUAAUCAUAAUUCAAUGAAAUGACAAAUUAGAAUGUAUAUAUAAAUGUUUGACAAGGAGAUGGCAGCUAUGUGCUUAGCAAAUGUAUUAACAAGUUUUAGAGUUGGUCAGUAAAAGUUCUUCUUUGUAAUGUUAAGAUGAAAAUUAAAAUAAAAUAGGAUACAUUGUCAACAUUGGCAAUUCUUGUUCACUGAAGUACUUUGUUUUCAGUUAAAUCCAUAGCCACUAGCCAUAAAUUGACAACAACUUGAAAACUAAACAAGUUAUUUUACUUAGUUUUAUCUCACAUAUUAUAUUCAGCGAUGAUUUUUGCCAAUACAAAAUAAUACAAAUGCUUAUCUAUUACGCCAAUUUAAAAAAAAAAAAAAAAAAAAAAAUAAAACAUUCGUUGAGAUCUUAUUGGUCAUAUAGAUCAUUAUUUACUGUUUAUUUUCUUGUAUGUAAUCAUAUAUGAACAUUUGUCAUAGAUUCGAUUCUGUCAUCAAUUGUGUGUUUUUUUAAGAUGUUUUACUUAUUUAUAAUUCAUUGCAUGUUUUCGGAUGUUGGGGAUGGAUGUGGCAUGGUCACUAAAAACUGCCGCCCCUGGGCAUAUAACGUAUGGACUUAUAAUGUAAAUUUGCUUUAUAGAUGGUUUGCUAAGUAAAUUUGCAAACACUCACUUAAAUCUAGUGUAUAUACACAUGUUUAUUAGUUUAAACUGAUUUUUUUCACUUCCGAUGUACUCUUUCGAAAGUUUAAAAUAAAUAAUUCUUACAGGGAGGUAAAGCAGAACUAGAAGAUAAGUUAGCUUGAACGAUACGUUCCAUUCCAUCAUAUCUUAUAAAGCUAGAUUUGUUUCCAAAAAAAAAUGUCCAUGCUUGUCUAGUCUCAGUUUAUUGUAUAAAUAAAGGUUUGUUUGGCGGAACAAAUUUCAUUUUGAAGAAUAUUUAACACUGAAAUUAUAUUUGUGGAUAAAAGAACAUUGGAAAUAAACUUAUUGCCUUAUAGCGUUUGUAAGUAUACUGCUCAUUUAUUCGCAAGAUAGACAGUGUUUAAAUGAUUUACUUUGUUUCAAUUAAAUCGUUCAAAAUGGCGGCUGUAUUUUUAAAUGGUAAAUAUCCUAACUGGAACUUUAGUUUCAUGCGCAAAGCCUAUGUGUUGAUAAAACAAAAUGUAUUUGCCCUACGAGAUGAGAUCCUUUUCGACAAUUUUGAUAACAUUUUAAUGAAAAACAAUUUAAUAAA
Molecule: messenger RNA, 3758 nt
Organism: Mya arenaria
Lineage: Eukaryota; Metazoa; Mollusca; Bivalvia; Myida; Myidae
Product: transcription intermediary factor 1-alpha-like
Exons: 9
Coding region: 627-2039 (470 amino acids)
Molecular function (GO): protein binding
Source: RefSeq, a predicted model, not a curated record